AAUCACAAUGCACCCAUUACGCGAGCGUGACUGCGACGAGCUGCUGCAGAACCCCCUGCUUCGCACGCCGCCGCCAGAGCCCGAGCGUCCCAAGCCACCACGCGUGCGCAAGCCGAGAGUCUUCAAACUCCCUCCAAGAUUUCCUCUGUUGUCUAUAGAAUUCUACUCAAAAUGGUGCAACCAUCAAAAAGAGUUGCAAAUGGCGAAACACAAAGUGGACGACAGCUCACCGGAGCUAUUCCCGGAACUGUACCUGAAGCCACGUCGGCUUGACUACUACGCGCGCCAACUCGAGCAGAACAUGAUCGUCAAUAAAGAAAUUAUCAAGAAGAUUAAUCUCAUACAGCGAACUGGGGGCUUCGUGGACUGUUGGCUGAAGCCGCCUCCCUCCGACAACUAUAACCGGCUGCUGUGCAAACAGCGCCAACGCGUGCUCGACCGCAUCCGAAAAGACAACUUAUACCUGUACUCCCGGCUACUUAUCGCGAGAUCUGAACAGCUGCUAACAAAGGAAUUAGAUUUAGCCUGGAUAGACACAAAACACAAACUCAUUUUAGGGGCAUCAUUACCGUUCAUAUUAUUUAAAACAGAAAAGAUUGACCGAGGCAUUAAGGAUCCGGCAUUCGACAAGCCAUCGUAUGUCAACAGAACCAAAGUUGCAAUGGAAAUUUGGGUCCGCGGCGGUUCUAAAAUGGGAAAAGUGAUCAUAGAACUGUUCACGGACCUGAUGCCGAAGACUUGUCAGUUGUUCCUCAACCUGGUAAAGGGUGACAGCAAAGGACACGCAUACACGGGCUGUAGAUUUUUUACGAUCGUGCCAGAUCUGUACUGCAGGGGAGGCGACGUCGUCAAAGAUAACGGCUUCGGUUUCUACCACGCGGAGGCGAAACAAGCUUUCGAGACCCCGGAAAGUUUCCUACUCAAACACACAGUACCCGGUGUAUUGUCUAUGGUUGUAACGUCAGAUAAUGAAGUCUCGGGACAAUUUAAUAUCAUAUUCAAACCUUUGCCGCAGUUCGAUAACAAACACGUCGUCUUUGGAAGAAUAGUAUCAGGCCCUACGCAGACGUUGGAGCGCAUAAGCGCGCUAGGGCUGCCGCUGGGUACGACCAGCUCCGACUGCAUCAUCCGCACCUGCGGCUGGUUCCGGCGCAACGGACAGUACAAAGAGGGCAGCCCUAACACCAUCAAGUUCCCACCCAGAAGGAAGAAAGCUUAG
This is a messenger RNA of Papilio machaon (common yellow swallowtail), 1219 nucleotides long. RefSeq lists its product as uncharacterized. The transcript has 10 exons. Gene Ontology annotation, biological process: protein peptidyl-prolyl isomerization. The record is from RefSeq and is a predicted model, not a curated record. NCBI's taxonomy places the organism in Eukaryota, Metazoa, Arthropoda, Insecta, Lepidoptera, Papilionidae. Gene Ontology annotation, molecular function: peptidyl-prolyl cis-trans isomerase activity. The coding region runs from base 8 to 1219 and encodes 403 amino acids.